Sciurus carolinensis (gray squirrel) is the source of this 4654-nucleotide messenger RNA. It is a transcript of the gene Erbb2, whose product is annotated as erb-b2 receptor tyrosine kinase 2. The transcript has 27 exons. Gene Ontology annotation, biological process: protein phosphorylation; cell surface receptor protein tyrosine kinase signaling pathway; positive regulation of kinase activity. NCBI's taxonomy places the organism in Eukaryota, Metazoa, Chordata, Mammalia, Rodentia, Sciuridae. The record is from RefSeq and is a predicted model, not a curated record. Gene Ontology annotation, molecular function: ATP binding; transmembrane receptor protein tyrosine kinase activity. The coding region runs from base 249 to 4019 and encodes 1256 amino acids. Gene Ontology annotation, cellular component: basal plasma membrane; signaling receptor complex.
CGCGCUGCUCCCAAUCACGGGCGGCGGAGGAGGUGGAGGAGGAGGGCUGCUUGAGGAAGUACAGCAUGAAGUUGUGGAGCUGAGAUUCCCCUCCACCGGGACCCUAGAGCCGGAGAGCCCCGCGGGCAGCCGCGCGCCCCUGCCCAGGCCGCCUUUCCGGGCCGCGCGCCCGGCCCUUGUCCCCGCCGCGCCCCGCACGCGCAGCCCGGUGCAGCCCGAGCCAUGGGGCCGGAGCCGCAGUGAGCACCAUGGAGCUGGCGGCCUGGUGCCGCUGGGGGCUUCUCCUCGCCCUCUUGCCCCUCGGAGCCGCGGGCACCCAAGCAGUGUGCACGGGCACAGACAUGAAGCUGCGGCUCCCGGCCAGUCCAGAGACCCAUCUGGACAUGCUCCGCCACCUCUACCAGGGCUGUCAGGUGGUUCAGGGUAACUUGGAACUGACCUACCUGCCUGCUAAUGCCAGCCUCUCCUUCCUGCAGGACAUCCAGGAGGUGCAGGGCUACAUGCUCAUCGCUCACAACCAAGUGAGGCGAGUCCCCCUGCAGAGGCUGCGGAUUGUACGAGGCACCCAGCUCUUCGAGGACAGCUAUGCCUUGGCUGUGCUAGACAAUGGAGAUCCUCGGGACAGUGCCACCCCUGCCCUGGGGGCUGCCCCGGCAGGGCUGCGGGAGCUGCAGCUUCGAAGCCUCACAGAGAUCCUGAAGGGAGGCGUCUUGAUCCAGCGGAACCCCCAGCUCUGCUACCAGGACACGGUUUUGUGGAAGGACAUCUUCCACAAGAACAACCAGCUGGCUCUUACUGUGAUAGACACCAACCGCUCACGGGCCUGCCCACCGUGUUCUCCAGCCUGUAGAGCCAACCACUGCUGGGGAGAAGGUUCCCAGGACUGUCAGAGCCUGACGCGCACCAUUUGUGCCAGUGGCUGUGCCCGCUGCAAGGGCACGCUGCCCACUGACUGCUGCCACGAGCAGUGUGCCGCUGGCUGCACGGGCCCCAAGCAUUCCGACUGUCUGGCUUGCCUCCACUUCAACCAUAGUGGCAUCUGUGAGCUGCACUGCCCAGCCCUGGUCACUUACAACACGGACACCUUCGAGUCCAUGCCCAACCCUGAGGGCCGUUAUACCUUCGGCGCCAGCUGUGUGACCACCUGCCCCUACAACUACCUCUCUACGGAUGUGGGAUCCUGCACCCUGGUCUGCCCUCUGCAUAACCAAGAGGUGACAGCGGAGGACGGAACUCAGCGGUGUGAGAAAUGCAGCAAGCCCUGUGCCCGAGUGUGCUAUGGUCUGGGCGUGGAGCACCUGCGGGCGGCGAGGGCAGUGACCAGCGCCAAUAUCCAGGAGUUUGUUGGCUGCAAGAAGAUCUUUGGGAGCCUGGCGUUUUUGCCAGAGAGCUUUGAUGGGGAUCCUGCCUCUAACACAGCCCCUCUACAGCCUGAGCAACUCAAAGUGUUUGAGACCCUGGAGGAGAUCACAGGUUACCUGUACAUCUCAGCGUGGCCAGACAGCCUGCCUGAUCUCAGUGUCUUCCAGAACCUGCGAGUCAUCCGGGGUCGAGUUCUGCAUGAUGGCGCCUACUCAUUGACCCUGCAAGGGCUGAACAUCAGCUGGCUGGGACUGCGUUCGCUGAGGGAGCUGGGCAGCGGGCUGGCCCUCAUUCACCGCAACAGCCGCCUCUGCUUCGUGCACACGGUGCCCUGGGACCAGCUCUUCCGGAACCCCCACCAGGCCCUGCUCCACAGUGGCAACCGGCUGGAGGAUGAGUGUGCGGGUGAGGGACUGGCCUGCUACCCGCUGUGUGCCAAUGGACACUGCUGGGGGCCAGGGCCCACCCAGUGUGUCAACUGCAGCCAGUUCCUUCGGGGCCAAGAGUGCGUGGAGGAAUGCCGAGCGCUGCAGGGGCUCCCCAGGGAGUAUGUGAGUGACAGGCACUGUCUGCCAUGCCACCCCGAGUGUCAGCCCCAGAACGGCUCCGUGACCUGCUUUGGAUCGAAGGCUGACCAGUGUGUGGCCUGUGCACACUACAAGGACCCUCCCUCCUGUGUGGCUCGCUGCCCCAGUGGUGUUAAAGCCGAUGUCUCCUACAUGCCCAUCUGGAAGUUCCCGGAUGAGGAGGGCAUGUGCCAGCCCUGCCCGAUCAACUGCACCCACUCCUGCGUGGACCUGGAUGACAAGGGCUGCCCAGCCGAGCAGAGAGCCAGCCCUGUGACAUCCAUCAUUGCUGCUGUGGUGGGCAUUCUGCUGUUUGUGGUCAUGGGGCUGGUCUUUGGGAUCCUAAUCAAGCGAAGGCGACAGAAGAUUCGGAAGUACACAAUGCGGAGGCUGCUGCAGGAAACCGAGCUGGUAGAGCCACUGACGCCCAGCGGCGCGAUGCCCAACCAGGCUCAGAUGCGAAUCCUGAAGGAGACAGAGCUAAGGAAGGUGAAAGUUCUUGGAUCCGGAGCUUUUGGCACAGUCUACAAGGGCAUCUGGAUUCCUGAUGGGGAGAAUGUGAAAAUCCCUGUGGCCAUCAAAGUGUUGAGGGAAAACACGUCCCCCAAAGCCAACAAGGAAAUCUUGGAUGAAGCAUAUGUGAUGGCUGGUGUGGGCUCCCCAUAUGUGUCCCGACUCCUGGGCAUCUGCCUGACAUCCACGGUGCAACUGGUGACACAGCUUAUGCCCUAUGGCUGCCUCCUGGACCACGUCCGAGAACACCGUGGCCGCCUGGGCUCCCAGGACCUGCUGAAUUGGUGUGUGCAGAUUGCUAAGGGGAUGAGCUACCUGGAGGAUGUGCGGCUCGUGCACAGGGACCUAGCUGCCCGGAAUGUGCUGGUCAAGAGUCCCAACCAUGUGAAGAUUACAGACUUCGGGCUGGCUCGGCUGCUGGACAUUGAUGAGACAGAGUACCAUGCAGAUGGCGGCAAGGUGCCCAUCAAGUGGAUGGCGUUGGAGUCCAUUCUUCGUCGGCGGUUCACCCAUCAGAGUGAUGUGUGGAGCUAUGGUGUUACUGUGUGGGAGCUGAUGACUUUUGGGGCCAAACCCUACGAUGGGAUCCCAGCCCGGGAGAUCCCUGACCUGCUGGAGAAGGGGGAGCGGCUGCCCCAGCCUCCCAUCUGUACCAUCGAUGUCUACAUGAUCAUGGUCAAAUGUUGGAUGAUAGACUCCGAAUGUCGGCCAAGAUUCCGGGAGUUGGUGGCUGAAUUCUCCCGCAUGGCCAGGGAUCCCCAGCGCUUUGUAGUCAUCCAGAAUGAGGACUUGGGUCCAGCCAGCCCCUUGGACAGCACCUUCUACCGUUCACUGCUGGAGGAUGACGACAUGGGGGAUUUGGUGGAUGCUGAGGAGUAUCUGGUACCCCAACAGGGCUUCUUCUGCCCAGACCCUGCCCCAGGUGCUGGGGGCACAGCCCACCGCAGGCACCGCAGCUCAUCCACCAGGAGUGGUGGUGGUGAGCUGACACUGGGGCUGGAGCCCUCUGAAGAAGAGCCCCCAAGGUCUCCUCUGGCCCCCUCAGAAGGGGCUGGCUCUGAUGUGUUUGAUGGUGACCUGGGAAUAGGGGCAGCCAAGGGGCUGCAGAGCCUCCCCACACAUGACCCCAACCCUCUACAGCGGUACAGUGAGGACCCCACAGUGCCCCUGCCCCCUGAGACUGAUGGCUACGUUGCCCCCUUGACCUGCAGCCCCCAGCCCGAAUAUGUGAACCAGUCAGAGGUCCGGCCACAGCCACCUUCACCCUUGGAGGGUCCUCUGCCUACUGUCCGCCCUGCUGGUGCCACUCUGGAAAGACCCAAGACUCUCUCCCCUGGGAAGAAUGGGGUUGUCAAAGACGUUUUUGCCUUUGGGGGUACUGUGGAGAACCCUGAGUACCUGGCACCCAGGGGAGGUGCUGCCCCUCAGCCCCACCCUCCUCCUGCCUUCAGCCCAGCCUUUGACAACCUCUAUUACUGGGACCAGGACCCAUCAGAGCGGGGCUCUCCACCCAACACCUUUGAAGGGACCCCAACAGCAGAGAACCCCGAGUACCUGGGCCUGGAUGUGCCAGUGUGAGCCAGAGGCCAAGUCUGCUGAGGCCCUGCUGUGCUCUCAGGGAGUGGGAAGGCCUGACUUGUGGCCACGUCAUCGUGAAACCCUCUGACCAUGUCUAGGGGAAACUGCCAUGCCAGGAAUGUGUCCUAAGGAAUCUUCCUUCCUGCUUGAAUUCCCAGGCAGCUGAGAGGGACUCGGCCUGGUUGGACAUGGAGGCAGCACUGGCGUGUCUGGGUGGAUUUUGGAGCCCUGCCCCACUAGACUUUAGGGUCAAAUGGAUGCCAAGGCCACAGUCUCCUCACCUGAGGCUAUGACCCAGCCUGGCCCUCUUCCAGAUCCUUCCUACUGAAGAAUCAAGAGCAAGAGAGAAGCUGGGUCUAGGAGGAAAGAGGCCCCAAGGGAGUUUCUGAGAACAAGACACUGGGAGCCUGUCCCUGAGACCAAGUGCCGCGCUCCAGAAGUAAGGGAGCUGUACUAGCAUCCAGACCAAUCCUUGUACAGAGUGCUUUUUUGUUUUGUUUUUACUUGUUUUUUUCUUGCCUCAGUACCAAGAAUCCAAUGCAGAGCCUAGCACAUGCUAGGCAAGCCCUCUACCACUGAACUACACCCCAGCCCUUGUUUUUACUUGUUUUUUAAAGAAGAAUUAAGGACCCAGA